AUGUUUAUCCAUGGUUGCACGCUUGAGGCGAUAGUGAAUCACAUCAACGCUAAUCCAACUAUUUAUAAAACAAAGAAAAUUGUCCGAAAAGAAGCAGAAGCAGAAUACGAUGACAAUAUUGGAGAUCCUAAACAGCCUUUAACACUAGAUCAAUUGAGUGUUGCUCAGUUUGAGCAUAUUGAAGUGGAUAGCGAGAAUAGUACGGUGUUGAUUGAAUUUACACCGACUGUUCCUUACUGUUUAAUGGCAACGUUGAUCAACUUUUAUAUUAGAGCACGCUUACUGCACGUUGAUAUUGAAAUACGUAAAGAAACUUAUCAGUAUGAAGGAGUAGUGAAUAAGCAAUUGAAUGACAAGGAAAGAGUAGCAGCUGUGCUGGAAAAUAAUCAUUUAUUGGAAGCUGUCAACACUUUUCCUUCUAUUACAUAUUUAUAA
Messenger RNA from Rhizopus microsporus ATCC 52813, 435 nucleotides. RefSeq lists its product as uncharacterized. Gene Ontology annotation, biological process: iron-sulfur cluster assembly. The coding region runs from base 1 to 435 and encodes 144 amino acids. The transcript is spliced from 4 exons. Lineage: Eukaryota; Fungi; Mucoromycota; Mucoromycetes; Mucorales; Rhizopodaceae. The record is from RefSeq and is a predicted model, not a curated record.